Molecule: messenger RNA, 1457 nt
Organism: Cicer arietinum (chickpea)
Lineage: Eukaryota; Viridiplantae; Streptophyta; Magnoliopsida; Fabales; Fabaceae
Product: UDP-galactose transporter 1-like
Source: RefSeq, a predicted model, not a curated record
AAUGGCGUGAAGAGAAGGGGACAAAUAGAAAACGCUUGAAAAAAAAUUGAUGAUAAAAAGGCGAGAAAGAAAGAGAGAAAAGUGUGAAGAGAAGAGGAGGACGCAAAUUACAUGAGAAACAGAGUAGAAGAGGAAACUCCUACUCCUCUUCCUCAUUAUUCUCUUCUUCUCUUCUUCUUUCCUCAUGGAAGAUACCUUCGUUUCCCACUGGACCCUUAUCAGAUCUCUAUUGUCUAUCCUUCAAUGGUGGUCUUUUAAUGUCACCGUUAUCAUCGUCAAUAAGUGGAUCUUCCAGAAAUUGGAUUUCAAGUUUCCCCUAUCAGUAUCCUGUGUCCACUUUAUCUGCUCAGCCAUUGGAGGAUAUGUAGUAAUUAAGGUGCUGAAGCUUAAACCACUGAUAACUGUUAACCCUGAAGAUCACUUGAAAAGAAUCUUCCCAAUGUCAUUUGUGUUCUGUAUUAACAUAGUGCUGGGGAAUGUGAGCCUACGAUACAUUCCAGUUUCUUUUAUGCAGACAAUAAAGUCAUUCACACCUGCAACCACAGUUGUUUUGCAAUGGCUAGUGUGGAGGAAGUAUUUUGACUGGCGUAUUUGGGCUUCUCUUAUACCUAUUGUUGGAGGGAUUCUUCUUACAUCUGUAACAGAGAUGAGCUUUAAUAUGUUUGGAUUUUGUGCCGCCUUACUGGGCUGUUUGGCUACAUCUACAAAAACUAUCCUUGCAGAAUCUCUUCUGCACGGAUACAAAUUUGACAGCAUAAACACGGUUUAUUACAUGGCACCUUAUGCGACCAUGAUCUUGGUUCUUCCUGCAUUGUUACUAGAAGGAAAUGGAGUUCUUGAAUGGCUAAAUAUUCAUCCAUAUCCGUGGUCGGCCCUCAUCAUUAUUUUUAGUUCCGGAGUGUUUGCUUUCUGUCUUAACUUCUCCAUUUUUUAUGUGAUCCACUCCACCACUGCUGUAACAUUUAACGUUGCUGGGAACCUUAAGGUUGCUGUUGCUGUCCUUGUAUCUUGGCUGAUAUUUAGGAACCCAAUUUCAUAUUUAAACGCUGUUGGGUGUGCCAUAACUCUUGUGGGCUGUACAUUCUAUGGUUAUGUUAGGCACAUGCUCUCCCAACAGCCACCAGUUCCGGGAACUCCUCGGACUCCAAGAACCCCUCGGAGUAAGAUGGAGUUGCUUCCACUUGUAAAUGAUAAAUUAGAAAAUAAGGUAUAAGAGGUUAUAGCAAUAGUUAUUAAAAUAUUGAAGUGAGGUUGGCUAUUUAAUAAGUUAGAAUCCCAAAAAAAUCAAUACAAGUUCUUUUAUGUUCCUUUAACCCUCCAUCUUUGUCAAUUGUCUUUUUGUCUAGCAUAGAGUUAUGGAUUGUAGCCCACGGGCGAAGAUUGUUACUAAUUGUUUUUAUUGUAAUUGCAAAUGAAUUGGACUUACCUAAAUCUAACAUUAUUUAUUAUUUUUAACA